CAAAGUCAUAUUCUCCUAAGUCUUGUUUCCUCUAAAUAUUUUGUUACUACUCCAAAAAUUAUUGUGUCCAUUUUUAUUCCAAGAAAAUUCCUACCCUUUUUAAUUCUUGAUUAGUUCUUGAAUUUUUGCCUUUUGGGGUUUCUUUUUUUUUUUUUUUUCAAAUGGAAAAGGGAAAUUUGUUCAUGAAUGAUGAUGACACUACAAUGGGUAGUAGCUAUGAACAUCUUCAAAAUUGCUUCUUUAAUUCCAAUUUAGAUACCAACAAUAAUAAUAAUAAUUCUGAUCCAUUUGAGUCAGCAUUAAGUUCAAUGGUAUCUUCCCCUAUUACAAUUCCUAAUAAUAAUAGUAGUAGUGGGGGUGAUAAUUUUGUGUUGAGGGAAUUAAUUGGUAGACUAGGUAGUAUUUGUAAUUCAAGAGAAAUGUCACCAAAUUCUUAUAACAUGAAUAAUAAUAAUAGUAGUAACAAUUCUUGUUAUAGUACACCUUUGAAUUCUCCACCAAAAUUGAAUCUUUCUAUGAUGGGGAAUUUGCCACCAACACAAUUCACUACUGAUCCUGGAUUUGCUGAAAGGGCUGCUAGAUUUUCUUGUUUUGCAACAAAUUUGGAAAGUGGACAACUUUCAAGAGUUUCAAGUAACCAUUCCAUCAAGAUUCAAGAAUUCAAAGAUGUCAAUUUGCUUCAAAGAAAUUCAGAAUUGGGAGAUUCAAGAGAGAAUUCAUCAGUUUCUGACCAAAUUAUUGGUCAAAAUGAUAUCAAUUCAAGAAAAAGGAAAUCAAUUUCCAAGGGAAAAUCAGCCAAGAUUGCCAAUGAGAAAAAUGAAUCAAAUGCCAAAAGAAGCAAGUCUGAGGAAAAUGAAAAUAAAGUAGCAAAAGAAGAGGAAAAAGCUGCUUUAGAAGAAAAUAAAGACAACCAAAAGGCACCAGAGCCACCAAAGGACUAUAUUCAUGUGAGAGCCAGAAGGGGACAAGCCACAGAUGCACAUAGUCUAGCCGAAAGAGUGAGAAGGGAGAAAAUUAGUGAAAGAAUGAAGCUUUUACAAGAUCUUGUACCAGGCUGCAAUAAGGUGACUGGAAAAGCUGUGAUGCUUGAUGAGAUUAUUAACUAUGUACAAUCACUUCAACGCCAAGUUGAGUUCCUUUCAAUGAAAUUAGCUACUGUGAAUCCAAGAAUGGACUUUAACAUGGAAGCUCUUCUUUCCAAGGAUAUGUUUCAAUCUAGGGGAUCAUUGGCACAUAACAUGUAUCCAUCAGAAGCUUCAACACAAGCAUUUCCCUAUGGAUUUCAAUCUCAGCCAAACCAAAAUUUUCAUAAAGGAGCAGAGUUUCCCUUCCCAAUUAAUUCAUUGAAUCCUAAUUUGAUCAGAAACUCUAGCAUGCAAUUGCCUCCUCUAGAUGGUUUUGUUGAGCCUACCCUUCAGGUCCCCACAUUCUUUGGGGAUGAUCUCAAUAGUGUUGUUCAAAUGGGAUUUGGCCAAAAUCAGAACCAGAGUUUUCCAAGUGUAGAAGGUAAUGUACCUAAUUCUCAAAUGAAAGUUGAACUAUGACCCCAAAAAGGUCAAUUGAUGCAUUUAUUUGAGGCCCCCAAAUGAGAGAGGCUUCCUGUACAUAGAGAGAAGAUUCACGAUUAAGAACUAUUCAGAGCAAAUAUCGAAUUCAAGAAAGAAGAAGAAAAAAUAUAAGUGAUAUUUUUUCUCUUCCAAAUUCUUGAUCUAUUUAAGUGAUUAAUUUGGCUGAUUCUGAUUAUUGUUAUUAUUACUAUUUUAAUUAUUUCCUUUUCUCCAUGUAAUUCUUACUACAAAAAUUGGAGAGGCAAUUAGCAAACUCUACCAAGAUUUGCACUUUGUAAAAUAUUUUGUAGUCUCAUUUGGUAAGAAAUUGUAUUUGGGAGGGUUGAUGAUAGAUGGAUAUAUAUGUACUUUUCUUACCAUUCUAAUUUUAUCACUAAUUCAUUGAAGACAAAAUUGUUAUA
Solanum dulcamara is the source of this 1969-nucleotide messenger RNA. RefSeq names its product transcription factor bHLH78-like. Bases 162 to 1544 code for a protein of 460 amino acids. The transcript has 8 exons. Gene Ontology annotation, cellular component: nucleus. Gene Ontology annotation, molecular function: DNA-binding transcription factor activity; protein dimerization activity. The record is from RefSeq and is a predicted model, not a curated record. NCBI's taxonomy places the organism in Eukaryota, Viridiplantae, Streptophyta, Magnoliopsida, Solanales, Solanaceae. Gene Ontology annotation, biological process: regulation of DNA-templated transcription.